Ficedula albicollis (Collared flycatcher) is the source of this 2503-nucleotide messenger RNA. It is a transcript of the gene C1QTNF2, whose product is annotated as C1q and tumor necrosis factor related protein 2. Gene Ontology annotation, molecular function: protein binding. Bases 768 to 1772 code for a protein of 334 amino acids. The transcript has 5 exons. NCBI's taxonomy places the organism in Eukaryota, Metazoa, Chordata, Aves, Passeriformes, Muscicapidae. The record is from RefSeq and is a predicted model, not a curated record.
GAAGAAGGUUUGAGGCUGCUUUGAGACCGUCUUACAGAUUCCCUGGUGUAUUUUCCUGCCUGACAAGCUCUUGUUUACAAGCUGGAGAGCAAAGAAAGCCCUGAAGAAUCAAAAAUUGUGAAAAAUGGAGAGUCUGCUGGUGUUACCUGCCCUGUUUGCUGCCUGAGGUGAUAUUUGAGAGCUGCUGCUUCAUGACUUUGUGCUUAAAAUCAAGCCUGGAGUGAUUCAAGUGAGUUUCCACCCUAGGACAAGAUUUUCUUCCCUUUAACGCUCCAGGAUAAAGUGUCAAAGUUGAUCUACAGUUGGAUCAGCGUUACCCAUUCCCUGCUUGUGUGGGCAGCACCUACAGCAGAGAGGGGCAGCAUCAAUCAGAAAUGACCCAGGCAGCCCUGAGCCUUUCCUCCAGGACUGUGGGGGAGAGGCAGAAAGGGAAAAGCUCCCCAAGCAUCAAGAGCUUUCCAGCCACAUGUGCGUAAAAAUCUCUUCCCGUGCCACGUGACCGAGGAAGAGGCACAGAUCCAUUACACAAUAAUAAAAAUAUGCCUUUGGCAACGUGGAGCCAAAGUGGAGCUGCUGCAGGAAACUCAAACUACGCACCAGAAGGAGUAAAACAGGAACAAAAAGGACCCAAGUCAAUCCUGCCCAGCCCUCCCAGGACCUGCUGUGGCAGGACAGGGCUGGGGAUCUGCAGCAAAACAUCUGCCUGAAGCCCUGGGGGCUGCCAGCCCCUGUCAGGACCUCGCUGGGGAGACCAGGCUGAAAACUCCAUGAGCCAAGUCCUUGGAAUCGCAUCCCACCAAGCAAACAGCUCCCCCACCCUGCCGAGACAGCCGAAGAAUCUCCCAUUUCCAUUCGGGUUUCCCCAGCAGUGGUGCCACAGCUGCUCCACACCCCGCCUCCUCCCCGCAGGCUGUGCCAUGAUCUCUGCUGCGCUGCUCCUCUGGACCGUGCCCUGCGUGGCCAACCACAUCCUGGGCGGCUUCGGGCGGCGGGAGCUGCAGGAGGGCGCCCAGCUGGCCUGCAGCCUGCCGGGGCCCCCCGGGCCCCCCGGGCCCCCCGGCCUGCCCGGCGCCCCCGGCACCGUGGGCAGGAUGGGCUUCCCGGGCAAGGACGGCAAGGACGGCCAGGACGGGGACAAGGGCGAGCACGGCGACCAAGGUCCCCAGGGCAAAACAGGAAACCCUGGCAAGCCAGGCCCCAAGGGGAAAACAGGAGCCCUUGGCAAGGCAGGGCCCCGGGGGCCCAAGGGAUUAAAGGGCAAUCCCGGGAAAAUCGGGGCCCCGGGGAAGAAAGGGCCCAAAGGGAGCCAGGGUGAGCCUGGGCUGCCAGGACCCUGCAGCUGCAGUGGCAGCAGGGCCAAGUCUGCCUUUUCUGUGGCAGUGUCCAAGAGCUACCCCAGGGAGAGGCUGCCCAUCAAGUUUGACAGGAUCCUGAUGAACGAGGGAGGCCAUUACAACGCUUCCAGUGGCAAGUUCAUCUGCAGCAUCCCAGGGAUUUACUACUUCACCUACGACAUCACCUUGGCCAACAAGCACCUGGCCAUUGGGCUGGUGCACAAUGGCCAGUACAGGAUCAAGACUUUUGAUGCCAACACCGGGAACCACGACGUGGCCUCUGGAUCCACCAUCCUGGCCCUGAAGCAGGAGGAUGAGGUGUGGCUGCAAAUCUUUUACUCAGAGCAAAAUGGGCUCUUUUAUGAUCCCUACUGGACAGACAGCUUAUUUACUGGAUUCUUGAUUUAUCCUGACCAAGAUUAUCUCAAUGAAGUGUAGGAUGAGAAACUAUGGGGGAAAAGAGGAAAUGGGAUUCAAUCCAACAGUGUGGCCUUACAUGGGGCAUGUCUGGGAUUAUCAGAUGAUUCCAUAUUUGCCUAUGGGAUUAUCAGUUGAUUGCACCCUGUAUGGGCUAUUUAGACUUUUCCUUGAUGUCACCAAACCCACAGGGUACCUUCCAGGCUUUCAGCAGCCUCAUGAAUGUCUCCAUCCCAAAGCCACCCGUUUUAUAUUCCAUGAUUAUUCCAACACACCAUGGACAUGUAACUCAAAUACUGGUGCAGAAUGCUUUGGCUAUUGCAUUGUUAUAAUAAAAUAUGGAAACCAACAGAAAUUUCCUAGAGCUGAGCUGGGAAGUGCCAUUGAUGCUGGAGAUCGUCACUGGGCCUCUUCCCCUACACCCCAGCACAAUCCUUGUUAAUGGAAUUAGGCUUUGCCAGCCACUUCAGAGUCAGGAAUUUGUCAGCUGGAGUUGUAAAAGUCCCUCCCAGCCCCAUCAAGGCAGUUCUAACAGCAAAGACAUCUGGUCUGCAAAGGAAGUGAUUAAAAGGUCUUUUUUUUUAAGGUUCAGGGCUCCUCCCAGGGCACAAAGUGGUGCUCUGAGCACCACUGGUGUCCCUCAGAGCACAGAAUCAGAGUCACAGAAGGGUUUAAAUCUCAUCUUGCUCCACCCCUGUCAGAUAUUUAGGUAAGCAUUUACAUGAGGAUGUUUGUAAUACCAAGAAAGAGAC